UGGAGUUUGAUAUGAUGAUUAGGGAAUAACCGCAGUGACACGUCGCAAACUCCCCACAAGCCAGGAGCCCUCGUUCCCGGGGGGCCACCUCCAAAAUAUUGCUCAGUGAGCACCCCUAAUUAACCUGAUUUUUUGCUGAUAAUCACUCCCAAUGGAAUCAAAUCACAAAUCCGGGGAUGGAUUGACCGGCACACAGAAAGAAGCCGCCCUCCGUGCGUUAAUUCAGCGAACGGGAUAUAAUUUGAUCCAGGAAAAUGGGCAGAGGAAAUAUGGGGGACCGCCACCGGGCUGGGAUGGCCCUCCACCAGAGAGGGGCUGUGAGAUCUUCAUUGGGAAACUGCCCCGAGACCUCUUUGAGGAUGAACUUAUCCCCCUCUGUGAAAAGAUUGGCAAAAUCUAUGAGAUGAGGAUGAUGAUGGACUUCAAUGGCAACAACAGGGGCUAUGCCUUUGUGACCUUCUCCAAUAAGCAGGAGGCCAAGAAUGCAAUAAAGACACUCAAUAAUUAUGAAAUCAGGAACGGGAGGCUCCUGGGCGUCUGCGCCAGCGUGGACAACUGCCGCCUGUUCGUGGGGGGCAUCCCCAAAACCAAGAAGAGGGAGGAAAUCCUAGCAGAGAUGAAGAAGGUCACGGAUGGCGUGGUGGAUGUCAUUGUCUACCCCAGUGCAGCUGACAAAACCAAGAACAGGGGCUUUGCUUUCGUGGAGUACGAGAGCCACCGGGCGGCAGCCAUGGCCAGGAGGAAGCUGCUCCCAGGAAGGAUCCAGCUGUGGGGACACCCCAUCGCCGUGGACUGGGCAGAGCCAGAGGUGGAGGUGGAUGAGGACACCAUGUCCUCAGUGAAAAUCCUCUACGUGAGGAACCUCAUGCUCUCCACCACCGAGGAGACCAUAGAGAAGGAGUUCAACAGCAUCAAGCCAGGUGCAGUGGAGAGAGUAAAGAAAAUUAGAGACUAUGCCUUUGUGCACUUUAAUAAAAGAGAACACGCAGUGGAGGCCAUGAAAGCCUUGAAUGGGAAGGUGCUGGACGGGUCCCCGAUCGAGGUGACGCUGGCCAAGCCGGUGGACAAGGACAGCUACGUGCGGUACACGCGUGGCACGGGCGGCAGGGCGCCGGUGCUGCAGGGCGACUACACCUACACCCUGGGCCACCUCUACGACCCCGCCGCCGCCUACCUGGGCGCCCCGGUCUUCUACGCGCCCCAGGCCUACGCGGCCAUCCCCAACGUGCACUUCCCCGCCGCCAAGGGGCUCGGCAGCAGGAGCGUCCUCCGGCCCCCCUCCGUCCGAGGGGCUGCGGGCGUCCGAGGCCUGGGAGGCCGCGGCUACCUGGCGUUCCCGGGCCUGGGGCGCGGAUACCACCUCAAGGGAGACAAGAGGGGAGAGGAAAAGCUCUACGACCUCCUGCCGGGGAUGGAGCUCACCCCCAUGAACCACGUCACCCUAAAGCCCCAAGGGAUCAAACUGGCCCCCCAGAUCUUAGAAGAAAUCUGCCAGAAAAACAACUGGGGACAGCCUGUGUACCAGCUCCACUCUGCCAUUGGCCAGGAUCAAAGACAGCUCUUCCUCUACAAAAUCACCAUCCCUGCCCUUGCCAGCCAGAACCCCACCAUACACCCCUUCACACCGCCCAAGCUCAGCGCCUACAUCGACGAGGCCAAGACCUACGCGGCAGAGUACACCCUGCAGACCCUGGGCAUCCCCGUGGAGGGGGCAGAGGUGCCUCCUGCAGCGCCAGCUUUUCCAGGAUACACCAUUGCUAACGCAGCUGCCACUGUCACAGCCACUCAGCUGAAGCAAGCAGUGACAAUGGGACAAGAUUUGGCCACGUAUGCGACCUACGAAGCCUAUCCAGCCUUCGCUGUCGCCGCACGGAGCGACGGCUACGGAGCCUUUUAACCAAAUUCCCUCAAACCCAGCACAGGCAGAGAGGAAAAGAAAAACAAUCUCAGUCUGGUAAUUCAACACCCUCAUGAUUUUAAGCUAAUCUGUGGCCUAAGGUUCAUUUUAGUUGGAGUUUCAGUCUUGUAGGUCUUUAGUUUUGUAACCGGAUGUUAAGGCUGG
Molecule: messenger RNA, 2062 nt
Organism: Ficedula albicollis (Collared flycatcher)
Lineage: Eukaryota; Metazoa; Chordata; Aves; Passeriformes; Muscicapidae
Gene: A1CF
Product: APOBEC1 complementation factor
Exons: 12
Coding region: 152-1897 (581 amino acids)
Cellular component (GO): nucleus
Molecular function (GO): mRNA binding
Source: RefSeq, a predicted model, not a curated record